Messenger RNA from Spea bombifrons (plains spadefoot toad), 2114 nucleotides. RefSeq names its product alkB homolog 8, tRNA methyltransferase (gene ALKBH8). Gene Ontology annotation, molecular function: S-adenosylmethionine-dependent methyltransferase activity; tRNA binding. The record is from RefSeq and is a predicted model, not a curated record. Gene Ontology annotation, cellular component: cytoplasm; nucleus. Gene Ontology annotation, biological process: tRNA wobble uridine modification. NCBI's taxonomy places the organism in Eukaryota, Metazoa, Chordata, Amphibia, Anura, Pelobatidae. The transcript has 12 exons. Bases 23 to 1963 code for a protein of 646 amino acids.
UGUAGUCCUGCGCUUCCCAGUAAUGGCUGCCUGCAGUGAGUGUCCGCAAUUACCUGCGAGGAUGGAUGGCAUCUGUGAACCAAAGCAGAAGAUGACCAAAGAGGAGAAGAAACUAAUUAAAAAGCAGGCAAAGGUCAAGCAUAUAUUGCUGAGACAUGAAGGGGUUGAAACGGUGUCCCACCCUUCAAAGAGCCUAGUGAUUGCCAAUGGAGGACUUGGGAAUGGAGCGAACAGACAGCAGCUGCUCACUGUCCUGGAGCAAUGUGGAGAGGUGGAAUCUUUAGUGAUGCCCCCCAACAAGCCUUAUGCAUUUGUUACUUACACAUCUAUGCAAGAGGCUGCAAAUGCCUAUAAUUCAUUAAGCGGUCAAGAUAUGCCAUCAUCUGACUCAGAAGUGAAAAUAACUCUGUACUUCAGCUUUGUGGAAAAGGUGGAAAUAAAAGAGGCUUCACCACCAUCAUUGCCCCCUGGUCUGGUAGUGGUAGAAGACUUCGUAACACCGGAAGAAGAAGCUGCUAUGUUAGUAGGCAUCAGUUGGGAAACUGAGAGGUCUAGUCAAAAGUCACUAAAACACAGACGGGUGAAACAUUAUGGGUAUGAGUUCCGAUACGACAACAACAAUGUAGACAAAGAUCAGCCUUUGCCUGGAGGUCUUCCUGAGUUUUGUACUCCUGUGCUGAAUAGAUGCUGGCAGCAAAAACUGAUAAAACAUAAACCUGAUCAGCUGACAAUUAAUCAGUAUGAGCCGGGCCAGGGAAUCCCUCCACAUAUUGACACCCAUUCUGCUUUUGAAGAUGAGAUUAUCUCUCUCAGUUUGGGAGCGGAGAUCGUGAUGGAUUUCAAGCACCCUGAUGGCACUAGUGUCCCGGUGAUGCUUCCUCGAAGAAGCCUACUGGUAAUGAGUGGAGAAGCGAGAUAUCUCUGGACGCACGGCAUCACGCCAAGAAAGUUUGAUAUAGUUCAAGCCUCAGAGGGACAGAAAGUUGGAACUAUCAGCGGGAAUGCUGAGGAUUUAACCUUAAACAAGAGGGGUACAAGGACUUCGUUCACAUUUAGGAAAGUAAGAAGAAGCGCAUGUGAUUGUGCUUUCCCAUCGGCGUGCGAUAGCCAGCUAGCGCAGAAAAAAGACUUGCCUCCUCGCGCCAGUGACUUGGGUGCCACCGACCUGGAAAAGGAAUAUGUGCAUAAGGUGUAUGAAGACAUAGCCAGUCAUUUCAGCAGCACUAGACACACGCCAUGGCCUAAAGUUGUGGACUUUCUAUUGUCUUUGCCACAUGGAUCUAUUGUGGCAGACGUAGGCUGUGGUAAUGGGAAGUAUCUUGGCGUCAACAAGCAUUUGCACAUGAUUGGAUGCGACCGCAGUAAAAAUCUUGUGGACAUUUGUGGAGACCGAAGAUUUGAAGCAUCUGUUUGCGAUGCCUUAGCAGUGCCGUUCCGAACCGGCUCGUUUGAUGCGUGCAUCUCCAUAGCUGUGAUCCACCAUUUGGCGACCGAAGAAAGGAGAUUGAAGGCAAUACAGGAAUUAACCCGUCUCCUUAGACCCGGAGGAAAGGCACUUAUUUAUGUCUGGGCAAUGGAGCAAGAAUACAAACAGAAAAAGUCCAAGUACCUCAAGGAAAAUAAAAGCAGUGCGGAACCCCAAACAGUCAAUGGCCAAGAUAUAGAACUCAAGGGUGAAGCUGGCGCCACGUUGAGCAUUCACACCAACAGGACCUCAUUCAGUUCCCAAGACCUGCUGGUUCCUUGGCAUCUGAAACAACCAAAUGAAACUAAAACCGCUGGUACAUCGAAGCCUUUAGAGCGUACGGAAAACCAGCAGAGUCCCAGUUCUGUCUAUCACCGUUAUUAUCACGUGUUCUGUGAAGGGGAGCUGGAAACAUUGUGCAGAAAGCUCCAGAACAUUGCCAUUCUUCAUUCCUACUAUGACCAAGGAAACUGGUGCGUGAUUUUAGAAAAGUCGUGAAGAACACCGGACAUUCUUUGGGACUUCUUUCCACAUUUGAGUCCUUUAAAUAUUUUAAUUUUAUUUUAAAUGAAGACAGUUAUUUUAAUAUCUGCAAAGAAUAAAGGUAAUAAGCGGUAUAUACUCUGCAGCUUCUUAUGUGCUUUGAAAA